UUUCAAUUUACGAUAUCUCAACUGUCAGUUAAUUUUUCAUUUUAAAAAUAAAAUCACUUACAACAAGAAUUGAUAAAGAAUAAAAAGUAAUGUCGGAACUGGAUGAUAUUUCAAUAUCAGCAUCAACAUCAGAUUCACGAAAAUCUGUCAAACAAAAAAAUUUUGGUGGCCCUGCAAAAAUCGGCCCAAAUCAUGAACUAACACUCGAACAAAAAGCCGACUUGAAGUUAGCUUUUGAUUCGUUCGAUUCUAAUGGAACUGGUUGGAUUGGCCUUGAAGAAUUGCGUGUUGCCAUUAGUGCACUUGGCUAUGAAACCAAAAUGGAUCAAUUACGAGCAAUGUUAGCUGAAGUCGACAAAGAUGCUAAAGGAAAAAUUUCCUUCGAUGAUUUUCUUCAUAUCAUCGCUGGAAAAAUGUCACAAAAAGAUACAAAAGAAGAAAUUUUAAAGUCUUUUCGAUUGAUUGAUGUUUCCAACACUGGAAAUAUCUCAUUUGAAGAUCUUCAACGAGUAACUUUGGAGUUAGGGGAGGAUUUAAAUGACGAAGAGCUGCAAGAGAUGAUUCAGGAAGCAUCCUCGAAAACUGAUGAACCAGUAUCUUUUGAAGAAUUUAUAAAUAUCAAUAAGAAAUAUGGUGGUCUUCAAGUUCAUGCUUACACGAGGCACAACUAAUAUGAAGAUUCUGUGUAUCUUAAAGCCCUUUCUUUAAUAAAAUAAAUUACUAUUGGUUUGCAUUCACUCGAAACAAAAACGCAAUUUCUUUACUUCUG
Molecule: messenger RNA, 769 nt
Organism: Eupeodes corollae
Lineage: Eukaryota; Metazoa; Arthropoda; Insecta; Diptera; Syrphidae
Exons: 1
Coding region: 90-671 (193 amino acids)
Biological process (GO): centriole replication; mitotic cell cycle; nucleotide-excision repair
Cellular component (GO): centrosome; centriole
Molecular function (GO): calcium ion binding
Source: RefSeq, a predicted model, not a curated record